Messenger RNA from Scaptodrosophila lebanonensis, 674 nucleotides. RefSeq names its product general odorant-binding protein 69a (gene Obp69a). Lineage: Eukaryota; Metazoa; Arthropoda; Insecta; Diptera; Drosophilidae. Bases 10 to 459 code for a protein of 149 amino acids. Gene Ontology annotation, molecular function: odorant binding. Gene Ontology annotation, biological process: sensory perception of smell. The record is from RefSeq and is a predicted model, not a curated record. The transcript is spliced from 5 exons.
CAAAUUACAAUGAGCUCGAAAAUCUUGUUCAGCCUUAUGUUGGCAAUACUCAUUAUAAGCAACUCUAUAAUCCCACAACAAGCUCUGGAAGUACCUGAAAUGAUGAAAAAGCAUGUGCAAAAAAUGCACGCACGCUGUCUAAAACAAACCGGCACCACUGAAGAAAUCAUCAAUCAAGGACAUCAAACCGAGACCUUGCCUGAUGACCCAUCCUUCAAAUGUUUUUUGCACUGUAUGCUCGAAAGAUUUGGAUUGAUUGACAGUGAGAAUGUGAUGCAUUUGGAAUCUCUGUUGGAAGUUCUACCAGAGGAUGUGCAUGCCAAAAUUCAGGGGCUGGUCGAUGCAUGCGGCACGAAAAAGGGUGCCGACGGCUGCGAUACUGCCUUUCAAACAGUAAAAUGUUAUAUACAAACUGACAGGCCUUUCAUCAAGAGCGCUGUGGACGAUCUGUUGGGCUAACGCCUCACUUACUUGUACGAAUCACGAUCCACAAUACCCUGCAAAAGCAAGCAACGCAAAAUCCGCAAGGCUUCCAGCUGAACGCGUAUCAAUUUUCCCUACAAUUUGAAAAGAAAGUAAGCUUUCAUUUAAAUUGUAUGGAAAUAAAUAAAUUAAUAAUACGUAUACCUUAAUGUCCUCCCGAUAGAAUAAAUAGUUUUGGAGUCUUUCAAUAA